Jaculus jaculus (lesser Egyptian jerboa) is the source of this 1349-nucleotide messenger RNA. RefSeq names its product TIFA inhibitor (gene Tifab). The coding region runs from base 243 to 848 and encodes 201 amino acids. Gene Ontology annotation, biological process: canonical NF-kappaB signal transduction. Gene Ontology annotation, molecular function: protein binding. Lineage: Eukaryota; Metazoa; Chordata; Mammalia; Rodentia; Dipodidae. The record is from RefSeq and is a predicted model, not a curated record. The transcript is spliced from 3 exons.
CACUUCUUUCCUAGAGGGAAAAGGGAAGAAAGCAGCAGAACUAAAGAACGUUCUGACGCACUGUGUCUGUAAACCUUCCCAGGCCUUGCCCAAGCCUAGGCCCCUGGCUGCAGAGAGCUCACAGCUGCAGAGCUAAGACCAGAUGUGCCCUGGCAAUAAGCAGUGAGUGAUGUGGCCAAGCCUGAGGACACAGGCAGGAGCUGUGUGUCCUGGGCUCACCCUGAACCCCACCUCAGGAAGAGAUGCUCUGUGGGAUCAGAAGGCUCUCAUCCAUGGACAGGACCCUCACCGUUCUGCAUGUGAACCUGUACCACCCCACACUGGGCCCAGCCGCCUUCACCAGUGUCCCACAGCAGCUGCAGCAUGACACCAGCCCACUGCUGGUGGGGCGGGGGCACGGUGCCCACCUCCAGCUGCAGCUGCCCCAGCUUUCUCGCUGCCACUUGUCUCUGGAGCCCUACCUGGAGAAGGGUAACACGGUGAUGGCCUUCUGCCUCAAGGUCCUGAGCCGCAAGAGCUGUGUAUGGGUUAACGGGCUGCCACUGAGGUACCUCGAACAGGUCCCACUGGGUGCCAGCAACAAGAUCUCCUUCUCCAACAUCCAGAUGGUAGUCCGCAUCGAGGGCGGCACCUCGCUGGAGGCCUUCACCUGCUUAUUCCAUCUCAGCCCCUCGCCCCUGAUUUACAGACCCAGAGCCGAGGAGACUGACGAGUGGGAAAGCAUCUUCCAGGAGGAGCCUCCUGUGGCUUUGGGGGAGUCAAUUCCAGGUCUCUUGGGGUUUUCCCAUGGCCCCUCCCAGACAUGCACAGCUGUCUCCUGCCAAGCCCUGGAGGAGGAACAGAAAUAAGGUUCCAGAGGGAGUCCCCCACCCCAGACACUGCACUCCGACAGCCGUGAUGCUGAGAAGGUCGCCUUCCUGAAGCAGGACUUGAAAUAUUUAUGCUACACAUACAAGGUUGAUAGGCAAGCUUGACGUUGACGGCCUGUUUGCUUGCCUCACUCAUAAUGAACUGAUUCUGCAAAGUCCGAGAACUCCGAGCAGCCCAGAGAUGGGGAAGUGUGGCUCAAGAUAAUGGGGACUUGGUAUACUUUUAAGAGGCCCUGCGGGGUUCUGGAGAACCUCUCCCAGGCUUCUUCACAUUUCCUCCCUUGUCGGACUAGGAGUUACUUUAUGUGACUCAUUUUGUGUGCUGUUUAAGAACAGAAGCCUGGGGUUGCACCAGGAAUGCAUGGACACAUGUAGAAAUUACGCUUGUGGUAGCCUGGGGUUACCUUCUGCUUUCAAAUACCCAUAGGCGCUUGGGGCUUAGGGAAGCCUGUGCUUAAUAAACUGAAAGUAUUUCAUUAA